AAUAGAGAGAAAUGAGAUUCCAAGUGGAUUGGGAUUCAAGGAUCAGGCCUUAGGUAAGGUAGCACUAAGAGGAGCUGAGGUGCUAGGGGCCAAGGAGCUAAGAGGAACAAGCAGCAUUGCAGGCAGGGGCAUCAAAGGCAUGGGCAAGGGUGCCGAAGUCAUAGGCAAGGGCGCCUGGCUAGGAGGCAAGGUCUAG
This is a messenger RNA of Ilex paraguariensis (yerba mate), 196 nucleotides long. Lineage: Eukaryota; Viridiplantae; Streptophyta; Magnoliopsida; Aquifoliales; Aquifoliaceae. The record is from the annotation of a GenBank genome assembly.